Messenger RNA from Plasmodium vivax (malaria parasite P. vivax), 1134 nucleotides. RefSeq lists its product as hypothetical. NCBI's taxonomy places the organism in Eukaryota, Apicomplexa, Aconoidasida, Haemosporida, Plasmodiidae. Gene Ontology annotation, molecular function: nucleotidyltransferase activity. Gene Ontology annotation, biological process: RNA 3'-end processing. The record is from RefSeq and is a predicted model, not a curated record. Bases 1 to 1134 code for a protein of 377 amino acids. The transcript is spliced from 10 exons.
AUGAAUAGCAACAAGGAAAAUGGCCGCCCCUUCACGUCGCUUCCAAACGGACCACAACCCAAACACAAACUUAACCACAUCGUCCUCACCGACCAGUUCGUAAACCGAGAGAAAUUGAAAAAAGAAAUUUUAGACACCCACAAAAAGCUAACCGCGGAUUCCUUCAUCGAUAAGAGGAAAGAGGAAAUUUAUUUUCUGCUAAAAAGCGCUAUCAUGCCGAACCUGAAGGGGAAAAUUUACUUCGUCGGAUCCUGCGAAAAUCAUAUAUGGAUAAAAAACUCAGACAUCGACUGCUGCAUAGUUGUGGAGAACUGCGAAGACAAGAACAGCUACCUGUACAUUUUGAAGGUCAUCAAAAGUGCCAUCAAUCUGAUCUACCCCUCGCUGACGGUGAAUAUCAUCAAGGCGUCCGUUCCGAUAGCCAAGAUUUACAGGGAGCAGAAUAACAUUUGCGACAUUAGCAUAAACAACACCGUGGCGAUUGUGAAUACGAAGCUGGUGUCUUCUCUCUGCAACACGGAUGAGCGCGUCACGAUUAUAAACCGCGUGAUUAAGUACUGGGCUAAACAGAAAAACAUCAACAACAGAUCGCAAGGCACCUUCAGCUCGUAUGCCCUAUUUCUGCUGACGUAUUACUUUCUGCAAAAUCUGGAGACCCCCCUGCUGCCUCCCUACAAGUCCAUAGAGCGGGAAAACGCCUCCUCCUUCGAAAUAAACAGCGAGUACUUCUUCCUCCAGGAUGACGUGGAGAUGCCCUUUUACACAGACGCGGGCGACAUCAAGAGCAAAUUGGACACUCCCCGGAAGAACGAAGACGACGUGUCGAAGUUGCUGUACGGGAGCUCCUGCCGGAACGGAAUAACCCUUGACGUCUACAACAACCAGAUAAUCGAAAACAAAGAUAUGACGGCCAACAUUUUCUGCCCCAUCACGAAAAGAAUUGUGAACACGUACAGCAUUAACACGUGGAAGAAGAUGUUCCAGAAGAUCCUGGCUGCCCACGAGCGACUCAAGGGGGGAAAGAGCCUGGAUGUCAUUUGCGAAGAGACGAAGAAUACCACACCCAACAGAAAAAUUGACCUUAAAGAUCACCUGCUGAGGCGAAAAAUAUUUCAGGGCCUGCACGAGCCGUAG